Messenger RNA from Acaulospora morrowiae, 408 nucleotides. NCBI's taxonomy places the organism in Eukaryota, Fungi, Glomeromycota, Glomeromycetes, Diversisporales, Acaulosporaceae. The record is from the annotation of a GenBank genome assembly.
GGGAAUCCUUAUAAUUCCAAAAAACCAGUCAUGAUCACCCCAUUCUUCAAAGAUCUUUCUCGCGAUUAUGAAUCCUUGUUAGAGAAUGGCAAUUUCUCUGACGUUAUCAUUAGAGUCGGUGGUGAAUCGAAUGAUAUCAAAGAAUUUCGAGCGCAUUCUCUAGUUCUCAGGGCGAGGUCAUCGUACUUCAAAACCGCAUUAUCAGAUAAUUGGGUGAAAAAAGUUGAAAACACGAUAAUCUUUGAAAAACCUAACAUUCGUCCAAAGGAAUUCAAGGUGAUCAUAAAAUAUAUUUACAGCGGUGUAUUCCAACUUAACUCUCAAAAUUUAAUGUUCAUACUAAACAUUUUAGUUGCAGCCGAUGAAUUGUGCCUAUCAGAACUAUUUGAUUAUAUCAUCACAACAUGA